Messenger RNA from Camellia sinensis, 1287 nucleotides. The record is from RefSeq and is a predicted model, not a curated record. NCBI's taxonomy places the organism in Eukaryota, Viridiplantae, Streptophyta, Magnoliopsida, Ericales, Theaceae.
ACUCUUUUGUGAAUAAAUUAAUUUUGGAAUUCCAAACUUUUCCUAAGAAAAAAGAUUGUUCCACACAAAUUUCUUAGCCCGACUUGUCCGAAUUACGUCGCAGCAUUCAAAAUUCAAGAAAAUUGACCCUCUUUCCUUCCUUUCUCUCUUUCUCUGAGACGCCUCUCCCUCUCCCUCUCUCUCUCUCUCUCUCUCUCUCUCUCAAACAGAUUCGGUGAAUCAGACUGAAGGCGGAGGUAUAGCCAUUUUUUAACACAUUUGAGUUGGUGCUCACUUGUAGGAAGAUUCCCGCUCUGAAGUAAAGUCUUUUUGGAUCUCAACGCCGGAGUCCACACCACCGCGCAUCGAAAGCCAACUUCUCCCUCUCACUGCUCACGUCUCUCUCUCUCUCUCUCAAACCGACGCCGCCGGAGUGGGUUUUCUCUCAUCACCGACCAAGGAAAAAGAUCGAAUCUCGCCCUCUCAGUAAAUGGAAUUUCAACAACAAAUGAAUGGAUAUUUGCGACUUAUAGAAUUUGGACAAAUUCAUGGUUUUUGGUUAGAUUCAAAAGCACAUCUAAGACGUGCGGCAAGGUCGGUCCAUAACUUGGGUAGGCUGCUCGUUCAAAAGCCAAAAAUCCCGGUCGUCACAGAACUUCAUGUGCAAUACAUUGCUAGGUUUAUAGAAGAGUUUGGUUGGACAGGAACGCCAAUCUACCCAAUGGAUAUAAUGUUAUUCCCAAAUGCAGCUCCAUGGUUAGAUAUCGAAAAUGCAGCAAAUGCUCACAGAGUUGCAAUAUUUAGGUCACAUAUUGAGGCAGAUCAACAAUCAAGGAACGAGUUAAUUGCUGCACAUGAUCUUUUUCUACAAUUUUUGCAUGCACUGGAUGAACUACAACAACGAAGGGAGUUGCUAAUUAGAAGCAAUAGGGCAUUUGUUUCAGCCGGUGCUCAUUUAGCUAGUGAGCAUUGUCUUCCGAUAAUGAGAGCAAAUGAUGUAGAAUCCGUAGUCACACUCAUUAAUGAGUUUGGCUAUAAUGGCAUCCCUCAACCAAUUUACCCGGAUGCACCAAUGUUGUUGGAACAACCCAACAGGGAGGAAGUGCAAGUAAUUUUAAGUAUGGUUAAUGGACGAUUUCAUGUUAGUGGACAACUGUGAAAAGUUGUAGGAAUUUUAUUUGAUUCAAUAGUUUUGUUACUAGUUGCUCCUUUUUUUUUAAGAUAAUUAUUGUUAACGUAUUGAAUAUGUUUAGAUACUACUGAUGAAUGUAAAAUGUUCAGGUUUUGAAUCUUCCUUUUAAUGUAUAU